CGCCGUCACAUCGUGGGGGAGGAUACUUACCGCUCCAACGACCGCUCACCUUGUCAAACAUUCCAUCUUCACCCUUCGUCCUCUGUCCGCUCAAAAAUACGAUUGACCGACUUCCCCCCUUAACCACCGUCCCCGGCCGAGCUCACGAAGCGGGGCCCAAUAUCACACCCCCACCAUGCCGCCCUACACGGCUGCGCAGAAGCAGACCAUCGCGCAAUUUGUCGCGCUGACUGAUACUAAGGACCCGGUUGCUGCCAAAUUCUUGAAGGGUGCAUCAUGGCACCUUGAACGAGCUGUUGACGCAUAUUUUGCCAGCCCCCAGUCCGAUGCUAGUCCAGUAGUCCUCCAGUCUUUAGGUCGCCUCUUCGAUGAGUACCGAGACAAUGUCAAGGACAGCCCUAACAGCAUUGGCAUCGAAGGAGCCAUGAAGUAUUUCAACGAUAUCAACGUCCAACUAGACGAAGUCACCUGUCUCGGAAUCAUGGAGCUAUGCAAGUGCGAAGCAAUGGGCGAAUUCAACCGCGAAGGAUUCGUGGACGGCUGGCGAGGAGUACAAUGCGACACAAUACCCAGAAUGGCCACCUACGCCUCCACCCUCCGCACCAAAAUCCCCACAAACCCCGAUCUCUUCCGCCGCAUCUACCGCUACGCCUUCCCAAUCUCCCGCAUGCAAGGCCAACGCAACCUCCCCUUCGACCUCGCCGCCGAACAAUGGCGACUCUUCUUCACCGCCGACCGGGGCGGUAUUCCCUGGAGCACGGCCAGCACGCCCUGGCUCGAGUGGUGGCUCGAGUUUCUGGAGGAACGGGGCAAGAAGCCCGUCAACAAGGAUUUGUGGGAACAGGUGGAAGUCUUUAUGCGGAAGACAAGGGAGGACGAGGCCUUUGGGUGGUGGAGUGUUGAUGGAGCGUGGCCGGGGGCAUUGGAUGAUUUUGUGGCGUUUGUGCAGGGGAAGAGGGGGGAUGGGAGUGCGAUGGAGCUUUAGGGUGAUGUAGAAGGAGUUGGCAAAACGUCCCUCUUUUCCAUUGUGAAGGGGGAUGGGAAGGAAGUAGCCAGAGCCUGAGAAAUUCUACAUAUCAUGAACUACCUCUCAAACUUUUUUUUGAAGAUCUUGUAUUGUAGAUUCUCGAUUUCUACAAUACUCGGAUAGACAGGAGACACGGCUACAUAAUAUGCACGUCAAGAAAGCCAGCAUAUAUACCUCGUCUCUGAAAAUUAAAGAAACAAGUCUUUAUCUUCGUUGUAUAUGGGAAGGAUAUUCGUCGUAAGAUUGGAGGGGGAAAUAAGCAUCAAGGAAGAAGAAAAUAUCAGGCACAAAGUGUGUACAUGGAUGGAAAGGGAGGUUUCAACACCAGGGAAGCAUCAAAGGGUAAAAAGGAAAAAGGAUGAGAUACAAAAGAGAAAAACUAAAGGGUAAUCGGGUAAAUCGGCCUGCAGAUGGGAUCGUCGUGGGCGGGUCAUAGCGGAGGUCGGUGCGUUUCUCGAACGCGUUGUUUAUAUCGUGAUUGCCUCUGCUUUAUCUCGAUUCUUGCCAUCUCUGCAGGUUCGCAGACUCGGUCCCAUUUAAGGGUAGUCGCGCUUCUCGUACUCGCCACCGGGGCCGCGGCGCUGGUCAUAGCGCUGUGAAUUGUUGUUAGUAUAGGCGCGCGCCCCAUGUCAACGCGAUUCGCGGGUAGUAGUACGUACCUUGCGCAGGGCUUCGAGACGCUUCUUCUUGGUGUGGGUGUUGACAUAGGUUCCGAUGAAGAAACCGAUGAUGUUGAAGAAGGGCACCCAGGUGUGCUCGGGCAGGAACUUCUGGGCAAAGGCCAGAGCCAGAGGCGAGGUGAUCCAGCUGACCUUCAUGACGGGCAGGAAGCCGGCCUUGACGGUAGCGCGAACCUGGUGGAAGGUGCGCGCGCCAGCAAUGACAGCCAUCGAGGUCAGGUAGACGCUGUUCUGGAUGGGGGAGAU
Messenger RNA from Penicillium brasilianum, 1953 nucleotides. The record is from the annotation of a GenBank genome assembly. Lineage: Eukaryota; Fungi; Ascomycota; Eurotiomycetes; Eurotiales; Aspergillaceae.